AUGGGAAACAAGAUGGGUGUUUCGCUGUCCUCCUACCGUAGAGAAUACAAGAAAAAAACAGAAAUAUUGGGAUUAAAGGGGGUUUCCGAGCUUGCUGACAACAAAUAUGUUGCUGAUGAUGUAUUCUUGACACCUAGGGCAUAUAACAGUGACACUGAAGAUGAAGAAAACAAAUAUGAUGAUGGGGAAUUUCACAAGGUUGGAGAGUGUUCUGAUUCUGGAACCGAUAGUCCAGACUUUGUUUGCGAAAUCUGCAUAGAGCGAAGGGACUUGUAUGACUCAUUCAGUCUCAAAGGUUGCGCACACUUUUAUUGUAUUGAAUGCAUCAUCAGAUAUGUAGCUUCCAUACUUGAUGACAAUCGUGCAGUAAUUUCGUGUCCAGCGUCAGAUUGCCCAGGAGUUUUAGAGCCUGAAUACUGCCGCGUGAUCCUACCAAAAGAGGUGUUUGAUAGGUGGGGUAUUGCUCUAUGUGAGUCCGUGAUUGAUGUUUCCAAGAAAUUGUACUGUCCUUAUAUGGAUUGCUCAGCCUUGCUGGUAAAUGAUACAGGAGGGGAGAUUGAGCGAUCUUAUUGUCCUUUCUGCAAAAGAGCUUUUUGUGUCAGGUGUAUGGUUCCUUGGCAUUCAGAUAUUAGCUGCAGAAAGUUUCAGAAAUUGAAGAAGAAAGGUGAAGAUGUUAUGUUGAAGGAGCUUGCCAAGAGGAAAAAGUGGAGGAGGUGUCCAAAGUGCAAGUACUAUGUUGAAAAAUCAAUGGGUUGCUUUCGUAUGAAGUGCAGGUAUGUUUUGUCUUCUGUUUCUCCUUCACUACUGAAAAUGGUCUCGAAAAUUCUUGAUGUGGACAUUCUUUCUGUUACAAUUGCGGUGCUUCUGCAAGUACUACUUCCCAUGUUUGCUCUAGGUGUAAGCGUUGAGCUUUUGCAGAAUAUGCCCAUUGCAAAUCCACAGUCCAAACUCCAUUCGAUGGUGGAGUUCAUCUAA
This is a messenger RNA of Dovyalis caffra, 975 nucleotides long. NCBI's taxonomy places the organism in Eukaryota, Viridiplantae, Streptophyta, Magnoliopsida, Malpighiales, Salicaceae. The record is from the annotation of a GenBank genome assembly.